UUUACUGAGAUUUUUGUUUCAUUUAAAUUUAAGCGCUUUAUAAAUUUACGAUAAUAACGUUUAUAGUCUCCAUCCAUCUGUAUCUAAUAUGAUAAUGAUAAUAAAAAUACACUACAGAGCGUUUUGAAGACUUCAAGAAGAGAAGAAAGAGAGAAGAUUAACUUUUAAUAGUCUUAAUUUUUUAUUUAUUUAAAAAAAAAUGUAAACUUUUUCUAUUGGAAAUUUAGGAGAAGAAUAACAACUAAAAAAUAGAAUUUUUUAAAAACACAUACGAAUAAUUUUUUUAAAAUAAAUUUGUAAUAAAAUAAACCUAACGAUGGCUAUUAUAUGGAAGAUUUCAUUCUACUCGCUACUGCUGCUGCUGCUGCUGCUACUGAUGCCUAGCUUCUACUACCACCACCCCACCAUCACACUAGCCUGCCUUUCAAAACCGGAUAGUACUCCAACAACUACAAUGUCUCCGUUUCUUCCAGCGACCACCACUUCCAGAGGCGAGACUCUUUGCACGGAGCAAGAAAAGAAUAUACAAAAGUGUUUGAACGGAGCAACGUGCAAGGUGUCUCUAACCAGCAAUGGAGGUAGAACUCUAUAUUGCCAAUGCCUGUCUGGAUACGAAGGGGUACGAUGCGAAUUACAGAGUUCACCUUUAUUUCGUUCGUCAAUGGCAGGAGCACUAGACGCCCCAGUUAUUGUUGGGAUCGUUGCUGGUGUCAUCGUCCUCUUAAUCCUUACAUCCACAAUCAUCUUCCUCAUCGUAAAGAAAAUGAGGAAGGAUAGCAGGCCGCAACUGGACUACGCCCUUGAACCAUCACAUCAAGAGUUUCCGCCUCUCAAGAAACCCGCACCGUCAUCCAAUUAUGCAAUAUCAAGAGGCAUGACAAACUAUGGCUCCCCGUACGAGAGAAGCAUCGUCAACCAAGGUUUCAUUCCAGACGAUUACAUACCUACAACAAAAACUACAACUGCACAACCUACAAAAUCAAACAUUUAUGACAAUAACAACAGCAACAACCAUAAUAAUAAUAAUAAAAAUAAUAAUAAUAAUAAUAAUGAUAAUAAAAAAUCCAAACCAACAAAAUCAACAACCACUUCUGCUAGCCACAAAACUAGCGCCUCGCCAACUCAACUUUUCACAAUAUCAGAUGGUUCUGGAACGAGGAGGAGCGGUGUGAUCAUUACCGACGACGCAACAGACCGGGCUUCAAAUGCAUCCUCACGACCGACCUCAGGUGCCGGCUCUUUGCACUACACUUCCGGCUUGACGUCGCUACAUGUCGCUCCGGUUGCUUAUAAGGAGACGACACUUUAA
Messenger RNA from Helobdella robusta, 1309 nucleotides. RefSeq lists its product as hypothetical. The record is from RefSeq and is a predicted model, not a curated record. Bases 317 to 1309 code for a protein of 330 amino acids. NCBI's taxonomy places the organism in Eukaryota, Metazoa, Annelida, Clitellata, Rhynchobdellida, Glossiphoniidae. The transcript is spliced from 8 exons.